AUGGAGGUAUUUUCUGGAAAACAGGCAGUUUAUUUGCAGAAGAAAACGUAUGGAUGUGAGGAAUAUCUGGCUAUGUUGAUUAGACGGAUUGAAGCAUUUAAGAUCAGUGUGGAUAUUAAAGCCUUUAGGGGGCAAAAUCUAGAAAGACUGAGAAGAAAAGUAUUAGUUGGGCGGAUAACUGGAUUCAUACGCUCUGCUUCUGAGGUUGUCAUCAAUUCAAGUGACAUGGCAACGUCAUUGGAGGAGCUUUUGGCAGAAGAAGGGUUUAGGAGGCACAAAGCAAAGAUGAUGCCCCGAGCAUCCUUUGGAUUAGAAGCGAUAGGUAUGCCAUUUUACCCACUCGAUGAUCGGCACAAGCCUGGUCCUUCAGGUGUAAGAAAGACACAGAGAACAAGAUCGGAUAUACCUCGUCAUCAUUUCAGAGGUGAAUUUCUAGCAGAUGACGAACUUAGUGAUCAGAAGUCAAGAGACAUUCAUGUUAGACAGGAUAAAGGAUCGAAGAAGGGAAAGGGGCCGAAACAUGAAAGAAGGGGCUCUCAAGAGAUAAGGCAUGUUAAGAAAUUCAGCAAUGGCACAAGUGAUGAUUUGCCUGGCUCUGAAAUCAGUAGCACUGCACGGAGUAAUGAGAUAAUUGAGGUCGCAGGGAUUAGGAAAUAUGAUGAUAUACGUUCAAAUGAAGUUUACAGCCCUGAGGAAAGGGAUAAAAAGUAUGGAACCAGAAGUGAGGAAAUGGAGAGCCCCAGACAGAUUACAGAGAAGAAUAAAAGAGUAGAUAAGAAAAACGGAUACAAUUCUAACAAAACUUCAACUGUUUAUAAGAGCCUCAAUGAGACUUCUGGGAAAAGCAGAAAAAAAACCGAGACAUCCUCUGGCAGAUCGAAUAGAAGUUCACAAAAUAGCAAAAGCUUGGAAGACAGUAAAAGCCGAAGGAAACCUGAUAUUGAGCAGAGUAUAGCUACUCCUGCACUUGAUGUAGCAGCAGUACAGGCUAUGAUUUCUAUCUUGAAUGGUUAUGUCAAAUGCUUUAUAAGAGACGAGGAUUUCAGGGCCUUGCAUCGUCAACGUAGUUUUGCCUCCCUAGACACUAUUGGACAGCUAGAAGGCUUUCAAACAGAAGGCAAAGUUAUAGCAAGUCUUGAAGAAGCUAUUGAAACAGUUGAAAGAGCUGCUGAGGAGCGUGCAACUACAAAAGAGUUGAAAAAGGCCUCGUUGCAACUCAGUGUUAUUGCAGGUUUGAAUUCGAAUGACUCAAAAGAUGGCUUUACGUCUGGAAUCCCUAACAACGAGCUAUCUGCUUGUGCUCAUUUCUACCUUAGUGUAGUAUAUAAGCUACAGAAGAAAGAUAGGAUAGCAGCAAAACAUCUUCUUCAAGUGUUUGUUGAUUCACCCUUCCAGGCACGAAAUGUUCUUUUACCUGAUAUGUGGGAACACAUAUUUCUCCCUCAUCUUUCAGAGUUAAAAGUUUGGUACGGCAAUGAAGCUAAUUUUCUGCUCAAUUCGCCAACUAAGAUGAGGAAACUUAAGCUGCUUGAGAAAGUAUAUAAUGAAAUUUUGGAUUCAGGCACUUACCAGUUUGCAGUUUAUUACAAAGAUUGGCUAACUGAGGGAGUUGAAGCUCCUCUGCUUCCUUCAAUCCAGAUACCAUCUAUACCUUUUCAUUUGGUUGAGAAGGCAGACCUUGACAAUCAGUCUCCUGAUGCUAGUAGUCCAGCUAGUACUUUCUUACCUCAAACAAUGGUCAGUAAGACACUAUAUGACUCAGUGUUCAGGCAUUCAGUUAAGCCAGCACCUGAAGUGGCUGGUUGUGAGGACGAAAGUUUUGAUAUCAGUGCACGAAGCUCACAUGAUGCUGCUGUUGAAGAGAACUCCCCUUCUGAAAUUGUCAAAUGCACAGUUCGAGAUGAUGCAGCCUCAUACCUGAAUGGUGCAUUAAGAGUCGUGGGAGCUCAUAGAUUGGGUAGGGAUAAUUCUUCAGAAAGACAUCCUAAUGAGAAAGUUGGCAGCCAUGACAUCAACCUAAAAACUUCAAAGAGCGUGCAUAUAUGUACUACACCACCAGCUCAUAAUUACAAUCAACUGAUAGUCAGUACAGUAGCGAAAGCAGUUUUUGAACUGCAACAGCCUGAGAAUCCUAUUAAUUCUGCUGGUGCUGGUACUUUUUUGACAUACAACAAAGAUGUUCUGCAUUCUGAUUUCUUGCUGACUAAUUCAGGGUCUGCUGUUGAAGGAUUAGAGGAAAACUGUGGAUAUUUCAUUGGAGGGACUUCUUUCUUAAGCAUUCCCCAGGACUUUAUUUGCCCUUUGACAGAGAUGUUAUUUGAAGAACCUGUAACCCUAGAGACUGGACAAACGUUUGAGAGGUCAGCCAUUAUAUAUUGGUUUGGAAAAGGUAAUACAACUUGUCCAGUAACUGGGAAAAUAUUGGAAUAUCGAGCUGUACCUCUGACAAACUUCAUUUUAAAGCGUGUUAUUGUUAAUUGGAAGAAAGAGCAUAGCAGGAAUCUGCUAGAUUUGGCCUCUCAAAUAGGUGAAAGUGUGAAGUCCAAAGAUGAAAUUGCAGUAUUCAUACUGGAGCAGCUUGUUACUGCUUCCAGCCAAGAGGACAGAAUAAGAAGUACAAAACAACUUAUAUCUCUUGGAGGCUUGCAGUUCCUCUUCCGAAGGUUUCAGUGUGGUGACCUCGAGGAGAGGACACGUGUCUCAGCAUUGCUGUUAAUUUGCAUUCUAGCAGACCCUGAUUACAAAAAUCAUGUAGCUAGAAACAUUGACAAAUUAUCUUUGCUUGAGCUACUUCACUCCAGACAGCUGAAGUCAAAAAGAAAUGCCGUAUCAUUGCUAACUCAAUUAAUUUGCCUGAACAGGAGGAAAGAUGCAAAGUGUUUCUUAGAGGGCUUACAGAAGGAAGAGACAAAGGACACUUUGCAUGUUUUGCUAGUGUAUCUUCAAAGUUGUCUAUUUGAAGAAAGACCUCUUGUUGCAGUGCUGCUCUUACACUUCGAUCUUAUGGUAGAACCUCAAGAACAUAGUGCAUACAGAGAGGAGGCUGUGGAUGCCAUUACAGUGGCCCUUGAAAGCAGCUUGACUGAUGAAAAGGUUCGAAUGAACUGUUGCAGAGCACUCCUUAUCUUGGGAGGACACUUUUCGUUUGCUGGGAAGAUCAUGACAGAGGAUUGGAUGCUUAAGCAGGCUGGAUUUCUCGAUGGACCAGUAUAUGAUUCUCCUGAAAAUGAAAACAAUAUAUUUGUUGAUGAAAGUAUUAUGAUGGUAUGUUGGUCUAUCACUGUAUAUUUAUCCCUCAUUUUCUUCCUCCACCGUCUUAUAUCCUAACAGAAGCUUAGAAAUAGCAAAGAUAAGCUUCUUGUUUACAUUGGUGUUCUGUAUAUCCAUUGAGUAUAGUCUCUUUGGAGUGAAGUUUCCACAUUUAAGCUUGCAACAUGUGAUAAUACACUCGUUUGCUUAUUUCUUUUUGAGGAGCCUUAAAAAGUAAAGAAAUUUGGCACGUUAUGGAACAAAUUGUGGAGAACAUCAAGUAUCUCUUUAUAAUUAAUCUGCUUAGUUUUGUGUCUUCUUAUAUGAUUUUUAAGUUCACCACAGUUUCAACAAAUUUUACUUAUUUCAAAGUGCUACCUUUUUGAUUGAUUGUGAUGAUGAUUUUGACC
Molecule: messenger RNA, 3659 nt
Organism: Coffea arabica (coffee)
Lineage: Eukaryota; Viridiplantae; Streptophyta; Magnoliopsida; Gentianales; Rubiaceae
Source: RefSeq, a predicted model, not a curated record